Molecule: messenger RNA, 1794 nt
Organism: Ogataea angusta
Lineage: Eukaryota; Fungi; Ascomycota; Pichiomycetes; Pichiales; Pichiaceae
Exons: 1
Coding region: 1-1794 (597 amino acids)
Cellular component (GO): nucleus
Molecular function (GO): protein binding
Source: RefSeq, a predicted model, not a curated record
AUGGAAGAUCCGAAUAUAUUCAAGCAAUCAGUGGAGUACAGCAGGAUUAAAAGUGCCAUCAAGAGAGUUUCGGAACAAUCCACUAACCCGAUUUCUCAACAUUAUGGCUAUUUGCCCAAACACUUGACUAUUAAUAAUCCCUGCGAGAGAGGAAAUGCUGAGCGUGGUAUAAUCAUUGAGCAACCGUGCGACGCUGGGGGCAUUAUAUACGACUUCCUUCCAAAGCUUGAGGUGGCUGAGACCAAUCAGAGCUCGGAAAGUGCUGACAGUAAAGACAACCUGUGUGCACACUGUUUGAAGAGUCUGAGCGUAUCGAAAAUGGGGUUUGAGUGUGGCGGGUGCGAUGGGUUUGUCAAGUACUGCUGCGAGCAGUGUGUUGAUGCGGAUUUGGCAGUUCACGAGAUUGAGUGUUUGUAUUUGAGCAGCUUUGAAUCUGAAGAGAGGCACAGAAUAUCCUGUGUUGAGCGCCUUAUUUUGAGGCUCAUUAUCACGCUCGGCAGUGAUGAGACCUUGGUCGGACAAUGCCAGGAUCUCACAUCCCACCACGAGGUUUACCUACAGGCCAAAAAACGCCAGGAGUUUGGCAACUUGACCCCAAGUCAACAAUCUCUAUUCGAGGUAACAGAGGCCUAUUCGCUGGGAUUUCUCAAGUUCUUCGGCUGCCACCUCCGAGGCCUGAUCAAGCUGUGUUUUGUCGUUUUUGUGAACUCCACUGUUUUGCAGAAUUCCUACGAUGAGCCCAUUGGUAUUAUGUUUGACCCGUUCUUUUCGCUGAUUAACCAUUCGUGCCAGCCAAACACCAUUUUAGUCUGGAAAGGACGCAGAGCAGUUCUGAAGGCGCUGAAAAGGCUACAUCCAGGCGAGGAGCUACUGGUCAGUUAUUGCCCGGUGUUUACGCCCAAGAUUGAGAGGAAGCAGCAGUUGCAAAAUAGCUUUUUUUUCGAAUGUGGUUGCAGCACAUGCACCCUGGAGUAUGAUUUGUGGUUUCCUAGCAACACUCUAACAGGGGGAAUGGAGUGGGAAACUGACAGGUUGGAUGGAAAGAUGGUGAACGGGACAGAACUAGAGAAGACUGCCUAUUUGGAUUUAAUGAAGGGACUUCAAAAUGUCUACUGUCCCGAGGCGGAAAUCGGAGCCCAGAUCAUGCACAGCAUCGCAACCUCGUUCGCACAGCUGGAAGCAGAAGAGCGAACAGCUCUUGCCACCCUGGUUUACAAAAACAUGGAGCUGGUACCUCACCACAGCUGGCCAGUGUACAAAAUCAUGUCGCUCCUGAAAGCAAACACAACUGGUGAUCCUGUGACCAACUUGCGGUUCACCGUGAUGACCAUCGAUAUAGAGAGUGCGCUGGAACAGCAUCUUGACUACAAAGUUUCACUAGGCAUGGCUCUUUAUGAAUUGUCUGUGUGUUUGCUGAAGGUGAUCAAGGCAAAAAGACGGCAGGAAAUCGACUGGAGUCUCAACAUGCUGGUGGACUCUGCCUUAGCACUGGCAUUACAAGCCCACAAGCAGCUGAAAACCAAGUUUGGCUCUUCCUCGCUGCCACCGACGGCGGACCUGAAAGAUGUUGUACGGGAUCUAAGGAGUCUGAAGAGCAUAGAUAGAAUCAACGAGGCGACGGCGGGCCAGCAAUUGGAGGCGUUGUCGGAGCUGCUGCAGUGUGGAGUGAAUUUGCUGUCAUUUUACGAGCCGUUGGCCGCGCGCGACAUGACAGAUUUCGGUUUAAUUUUGGAAUCAGGGCCGGUGUCUGCCAAGCGAUUAAAUUCUAAUUUUAGGUGGUUGCUGCAGAUCUGA